Molecule: messenger RNA, 2658 nt
Organism: Penicillium psychrosexuale
Lineage: Eukaryota; Fungi; Ascomycota; Eurotiomycetes; Eurotiales; Aspergillaceae
Product: PA and RING finger domain protein
Exons: 2
Coding region: 1-2658 (885 amino acids)
Source: RefSeq, a predicted model, not a curated record
AUGCGACCGCCACGCCUGCUCAUCGUACUCUUCUGCCUUAUCUUUUUCCCGAUCCUCCUCACCUUCUUUUCCGCGCUUACAUCACCCGAUGUAGCUCCUAAUACUCUCGCUGGCCAGAAAACUGGGCUGCGAGCUUUAUUUUCUUUUAACAUACCAUCGUCCCUUUUCCCCCCGUCGGCUAUUAUCAGUCUCACCGAUGACAACUCGACCUUCUUUCUCGCCCGACCAGCGGCAUUUGGCUCCCUACUGCCAACCAAGGGCCUCAGCGGUCAGCUAUGGGUGGGAAGUGGCUUUGGUGAGGGGGGAUUAGCUGGUAGUGUGGAAGGGGAACUGGGCUGCUCCGAUAUUCCCGGCUGGGGUGAGAGCAAAAAUCAUAAGAAACAAGAUAAAACCUCUAGAGCCGCGGAGCAGAGUUCCGGGAUCUCCGGGGGUAGUACAGUGAAUGAUCAAUCAUCAAACCGCCCGCGGUCGUUGUCGCAGAUCGAUACUACACAGAACGAUAGAGAUUCAACUACCCCGCCUUUGACGAACGAUGGCACUGAUGACCAUCUACACCAUCCACUCCCUGAAUCUGGUUCUUCUAACCCCGGGAUGAAUCAGAAAUAUGGAGAUUACGUCCAAAAUAAGCCGCCUGCGCAUGCCGACAUCCAAUCGCUACAGGAAACUGCCGAAAUCCAGGGUAAAGUGGUGCUGUUGAGUCGGGGUGGCUGUGGGUUUUUGGAGAAGGCCAAAUGGGCGCAACGACGAGGAGGGAUUGCUUUGAUUGUCGGCGACGAUACCCGAGGUGGCAACUUGGUCACUAUGUACGCACGAGGCGAUACAUCGAACGUCACGAUCCCGGCCUUGUUCACAUCUCACACUACUGCUCAUCUUCUAUCGUCAUUGGUUCCUGGGCAUGCCGGUGGAACUGCUGGUUUAGGAGAUGUGUUAAAAUCAUCACAAGCGAAUCUGGCAGGACAGGCUGAAGCCGACAAAGAACGGAUGGCAACUACUACCGCAACAACUAUUCCAAGUCCGACUGCCAGCAGCCAUUCGACAAUCAAGGAGAAACCUGCACCCUCUUCUCACUCGGAAGGCGGAUUUUUCCGUGCAAUUGGUGCAUUAUUGGGAUUGUGCGAUAAGAACGGAGGUUCACGGCGUCUAGAAGACAGCCGACGUCCGCCUAGCAGCGGCAACAUUGAUUGGAUCAACCUAGGCUCACGGAAUGAAAAAGAAGCCCCGUCUAGCGCUUGGAGGAGAUCAACAGAUCUCAAUCAUCAUGGUCGGGCCAAGGUAGACGACACACUCGACAAGCACAAGGCCGACAUGUCCACUGAAGGUUUUGAGGAUGAUGACUUUGUCAUCGGGGUUCAGGACUGGAGAGAUCCCGACUUGAUGCCCCCUAAGAGUAGCACACAUCCGACAACUAGCAUCCCUACAACUGGCAAGGAUACCUCCAAGACUGCCAGUGCGGAUAAAGAUGCCUCUUCCUCGCCCAACGGUCUUCAAGGUGGUAGCAUUACACCAGGAAGUGGAGAAUACGAGAGCUUCGAAAAAUCCAGUGCUGGUUCUCAUGACACGCACCGCAAGGGGUCUGAGAAAGAACCCAUCGGAACUCAUGGAAAGUCCGGAUCUUCUUCCACGAAGGGCUGGUUCUCGAGUCACUUUGGAUGGGGAGAUGAUGCUCAGCAAGACCCUCAGCCUUCUUCGUCACCUUCACUCCAGAAUAGUAUUGCAACCAACGAGCAGAAACAAACAAACGCUCCCACAUCAAGCCGUUCCAGCGCGGAGUCUUCCGAACACGAAGGUCUUUGGGUUACAAUGACACCUACCAGCAUGUCCACCAGCCCCUUUUUCGAUACUCUAUUGGUACUUGUCGUUAGCCCUUUGCUCACACUGACGGUGGUUUAUGCCCUUUUGCUGAUCCGGUCUCGAAUCCGCCGCCGUCGCUGGCGUGCCCCGAAGUCGGUUAUCGAACGACUUCCUGUCCGAACGUACCACACAAUUACUACCACUUCGUCCUCGUCUUCCAACUCAACGCGCCCCUCCAGUCCCAGUCCUUUAUCCCCGACUUCCCCACUCCUUGGCAGUGAUAGCCGACCAAGCGCAUCCCGAUCCAAUAGAUCACGUUCACAAACAUUCUCGGGCACUAUACUAGACUCAUCUGUCGUACCCAAGGAAGAGAAGUGCAACCUGCAAGGUGGAUCUACCUUGUGGCGACGGAAGUACACAGGAAGGCAGGUGGAGUGUGUCGUAUGCCUUGAAGAAUACAUCGAUGGUCAGAGCCGGGUCAUGGGUUUGCCAUGUGGCCAUGAAUUCCAUGUGGAAUGCAUUACCCCCUGGUUGACCACUCGUCGACGAACUUGUCCAAUCUGUAAAGGCGAUGUUGUCCGUUCGUUGGCUCAUUGUCAAUCCGGUGAUUCUCGGGGUCGUCGUGAGCAGUCUCUUGAUGAUGUUCGCAGCGUCCAGUCAAUCCCUAGAGGCAGCGCAUCUUCCGCUCCAGUGCCAAUUGAAGGUGUCAAUGACGAUGCUUCAGAUACGGAACAAAAUGCAGGUUUACCUGGCGACCAUGCAAAUUCUGCCCCACAGUCAAGCUGGCGAAACCUCGCUACUCUUAGCUUUUCUGCUCUGAGUGGCGAUACCAUAUGGCACCAGGCUCGCGCAGACCGCAAUCGCUAA